AUGGAAUCGCCAACGAGAGAGGCGGAUACGUCCAGCUUACUCUCCUCGCCGCCCUCGUCGCCCAUGUCGGCCCUGUCCGACAUGUCGGGUACGCCUUCGCUGCCCGGUCUACCGAUCGCCUCGUCUUCCCUGGCCGACCUCUCCCACCGCUAUCCCUCUCCCACAUGCUCGGCCUCGACAUCGGGCACGCAGACGCCCUCGAAGAAGACGGCCAGGCCAACCAAACCAACCACAACCGCCGCCGCCGCCACCGCCGCCGCCGCCGCCAAGCCCGGCAGCAGCAAGGAGCCCAAGCCGUCGCGGCCGAGGGCUCCCCCGGACCCGACAGAAAAGCCCGCACGGCCAGCCAAGAGGCCCAAGCUCACCGCCGCCACCUUGUGGCCCAAGGAGCGCACGACCGAGCACCUGGACCUGACCAAGCCCGAGGCGGAGUGGACCGAGCACGACGCGCUGCAGCUCGAGAGGCUGUCGCAGUCCCUGCGCAGGAAGAAGAAGAUCGUCGUCGUGGCCGGCGCGGGCAUCUCCGUGUCGGCCGGCAUCCCCGACUUCCGGUCGGCCACCGGCCUGUUCGCCCCGGCCGGCAGCCAGCAGACCAAGCUCAAGGCGUCGGGCAGGCACCUGUUCGACGCCUCGGUCUACAAGCACGACGAGUCGACGCACUCCUUCCACACCAUGGUGCGCGAGAUGGCCGACAUGGCGUCGCGCGCCAAGCCCACGCCCUUCCACCACCUGCUGGCGUCGCUGGCCCGCGAGGGCCGCCUGAUGCGGCUGUACUCGCAGAACAUCGACUGCAUCGACACGUCCAUGGAGCCCCUGGCCACGCGCGUGCCGCUCAACGCCAAGGGUCCCUGGCCCACCACCAUCCAGCUCCACGGCGGGCUGGACAAGAUGGUCUGCACCAAGUGCGCCCAGCUGCAGCCCCUCGACGGCGCCCUGUUCGACGGGCCCGAGCCGCCCCUCUGCGGCGCCUGCAAGGACCAGGACGAGGUGCGCACCGCCUUUGCCGGAAAGCGCAGCCACGGCAUCGGCCGCCUGAGGCCCCGCUUCGUCCUCUACAACGAGUUCAACCCGGACGGGGAGGCCAUCGGCAACGUGUCCAGCGCCGACCUCAAGGCCCGUCCCGACGCCGUCAUCGUCGUCGGCACCAGCCUCAAGGUCCCCGGCACCCGCCGCCUGGUCAAGGAGCUGUGCCAGGUCACCCGCCACCGCCGCGGGGGCUUCACCGCCUUCAUCAACACCGACUCGGAGCCCAAGGGCGCCGAGUUCAAGGACUGCUGGGACAUGGUCGUCCGCGCCCCCUGCGACAUGGUCGCCCGCGAGGUCGGCUGCGCAUCCUGGUCCUGCAACAUCGGCACCGACUACCUCCUCUCGGCCGAGGACUCCCUCCAGAGCCAGAUCCGCUGCCGCGCCACCAAGAUCGAGGUCGAGAUCCCCUGCAAGUCGCCGUCCCCGACGCCCGCACCCGCCACCGCUGCCGCCACCGUCACCACGCCCACCACCAACCGCGUCAGGCGGGUCGAUGGUAUGCCCACGCCUCGUCCCAGCCCCAAGCCGGGCGCGUCCAAGGAUCCUGCCGCCGCCGCCGCCGCCGCCGCCGCUGCCGCCGGGAGGCCGAAGCAGACACGGCUAUCGUUCGCCGUCGGCAAAGAGGACACGGCGACGAAGACCGAUGCCGACCGGAAGCAGCAGCAGAAGCACCAGCAGAAGCACCAGCAGCCCGGAAAGAAGACGGCCGCCGUGCGCGCCAAGGGCCGCAAGCCCCUCCGUACCUCGCAGCCCAAGAACACCGUUGCCCAGGCCUUCAGGGCCGUCAAGGGCGGAGCGGAGCCGGGGUCGGUCAAGGUGGCUGGCAAGUUGGCUGCCAAGCCCGAGCAUGACUCGGCUGAUGAUUCCGCCGUCACCGUCAAGAGCGAGGAGAGACCAUCGACGCCUACUACUACUUCUGCAUACCAUCCCGCCUCCCAGGACACGAUCUCCCCCAAGUCCAUACCUAAGAGUAUGGCUGACCUGAUAGAUGUAGAUGUACAAUAG
Messenger RNA from Geosmithia morbida, 2031 nucleotides. RefSeq names its product NAD+-dependent protein deacetylase SIR2. Gene Ontology annotation, biological process: replication-born double-strand break repair via sister chromatid exchange; pericentric heterochromatin formation; regulation of DNA repair. The transcript has a single exon. The coding region runs from base 1 to 2031 and encodes 676 amino acids. NCBI's taxonomy places the organism in Eukaryota, Fungi, Ascomycota, Sordariomycetes, Hypocreales, Bionectriaceae. Gene Ontology annotation, molecular function: NAD+ binding; histone deacetylase activity, NAD-dependent. Gene Ontology annotation, cellular component: mating-type region heterochromatin. The record is from RefSeq and is a predicted model, not a curated record.